AGCUCCCCGCACCCCAUCUCUUCCCUCCGCACCCCUGGGCGGAUUCGCAUCGCCCUGGCCCGGCUCCCGCAGCCCCUUCCCGAACAGCGGGGGGCUGCUGGCCCCGAGGACCCAGGACCUAGGUGUCCCUCGAACUUCAUUUGAAAGGGACCGGGUGGGCUGAGAGGCGCGAACCAGGACCAGCUAUGGACCCUGUGAGUCAGCUGGCCUCGGCGGGCACCUUCCGGGCGCUGAAGGAGCCCCUCGCCUUCCUGCGGGCGCUGGAGCUGCUUUUUGCAAUCUUUGCAUUUGCAACAUGCGGUGGCUAUUCCGGAGCCCUGCGGCUGAGUGUGGACUGCGUCAACAAGACCGAUAGCAACCUCAGCAUUGAUGUAGCAUUUGCUUACCCAUUCAGGUUGCACCAGGUGACCUUUGAGGUGCCUACAUGUGAGGGAAAAGGGCGGCAGAAGCUGGCACUGAUUGGCGAUUCCUCAUCUUCAGCAGAGUUCUUUGUCACCGUGGCUGUCUUUGCCUUCCUUUACUCCUUGGCUGCUACUGUCGUUUACAUUUUCUUCCAGAACAAGUAUCGGGAAAACAACCGAGGUCCACUCAUUGAUUUCAUCGUCACUGUAGUGUUUUCAUUCUUGUGGUUGGUGGGUUCAUCAGCGUGGGCGAAAGGACUAUCAGAUGUCAAGGUCUCAACAGAUCCCAAAGAAGUAUUGUUACUGAUGUCAGCUUGCAAACUGCCCUCCAACAAGUGCAUGGCUGUCCACAGCCCUGUCAUGUCCAGCUUAAACACUUCCGUGGUCUUUGGAUUCUUGAAUUUUAUCCUCUGGGCUGGAAACAUCUGGUUUGUUUUCAAGGAGACGGGUUGGCAUGCCUCAGGACAGCGAUAUCUCUCAGACCCGAUGGAAAAACACUCAAGCAGCUAUAAUCAAGGCGGAUACAACCAAGAGAGCUAUGGGUCCAGUGGUGGUUAUAGUCAACCAGCAAAUUUGGGGCCAUCCUCUGAUGAGUUUGGGCAACAGCACAGUGGCUCUGCUUCCUUAACCAAUCAGAUUUAACAGGGUAGUAUUUGCAUUCUUUGGAAGAUAGUCUCACCACUUUCCAUUUCAGUGGCAAAGAAUUUUUUAAGAGUUUCGAUCAAUUAUUAAAGCAGAGGGUGUUGAAUGUAAAUCACAGAUCUGUAGUCCUCAUUAAAGCAGAAAGGUCCGGUCAUGAUAAAUGAUACUUAGAGAUAAAAUGACAUGAAGAGAUAUAUUAUUCAUCAUAGAUGGCUAAUUGGAGAGUCCCUUGUUAUAUAUAGAUACUUUUAUGGUCAUUUUGUAUGUGUAUUGAGGUAGUAGAAGCAUUUUGUAGUUUAAAAUUCCCAGUAUGUAAUAUGCGAAAACUAAAUAGCAUUGGAUUUUCCUAUGCAUUUUGAUGCAAAGAUGUUUAAAUGAUUUCUAUAAGACAAUUCGGAGUAGCACAACUUGCAUGUUUCAUUAUUUUUAGCUGCAGGUCCUAAAGGACUGUGAGUUGAAGUAAUUCUUUCCACAAUUAUCCUGUGUUUUUUAAUCUGAUAAAUUAAUGCUCAUGAUUUAGUGCAUGAAUGAGAAUUUUCUCACAAAAUGAAUAUUUGAAUUGUAUUUCUGAACAUUUUCCAGUUUGCAACAUGACUUUGUUAAAUGAAUGUUUGAAAAAAAUAUGUUCACUACUUUGUAUACUUGCAAAUUUGUCUCUCUGCCUCUACGCACUUGUGAAUGCAUUGUAACUAAGGUUUGGGGUUUUUUUCCCUGUUAGAAUAUACUUCGUGCUAUACUUGUAAUUGCCCAAUAUUUAUUCUAUUUACUUAGCUAAAAUUUACAAUCUUGUAACUUUCUAUGGUGUUUUGUGGCUCUUAUCUUACAGUCUAUAUGAAACAGUUUUAAAAACUGUAUUUAAAGAGUGUUGAUUUCUUAGAAUAAGGGAUAUACAGAUAUCAGACACCACAGUCAAAAUGUUAUCAUACUUAAUUAUUAAUUUAUAAUGGAUACUUAUAAUGGUAAAUUAAAUUAUUAAUUUGUAUGGGAUACUUAUACAUAAUCUACACUGCAAGCUAAAACACUGUUUUUUUUAUAAAGUUAAUAUAUUCCUUGAUUCAACUGUGAAAAAUUCUCAAGUUGCUCAACUUACUAAUUACUAAUUCUUACUGAAGUGUUACCCAUAAAUUAAAAACGACUUUCAUGAUCCAGUCUGUAUCCCAAAGCAGGUGCUUAUGAAAUAUUCCCCAGAAUAUACUCAUUAUUAAGAAAAUGCCAAUCUUCACUGCUUUGUUUUAAUUCAAUUGAAACACCAGGUCCCAACAAUGAGAGAAAGCUGAAUAUCUGUAUUUCCAGAUAAAAAGUCAUUGAUAUAUACUAAUUCAUUGUAUAAUCUAUAAUGUUGAAAGCAUUUAGCACAAGAUACCCUGUGUCUUAGCUGAUGUCUGUGACCAGUUUCUGGAUCCUAUUGGAUAAAUCUGUAUUGUGAUAUUUAUUUGAUCUUAAUAAAGUUAUUGCAUACAAUA
This is a messenger RNA of Sorex araneus (European shrew), 2506 nucleotides long. It is a transcript of the gene SYNPR, whose product is annotated as synaptoporin. The record is from RefSeq and is a predicted model, not a curated record. Bases 186 to 1043 code for a protein of 285 amino acids. The transcript is spliced from 6 exons. NCBI's taxonomy places the organism in Eukaryota, Metazoa, Chordata, Mammalia, Eulipotyphla, Soricidae. Gene Ontology annotation, cellular component: synaptic vesicle membrane; synaptic vesicle.